CAGCGAGCGGCACAGCAACUCGGCGGCGCCGAAGGGCUCACCGCGCUUUGCAUGUUGCGGUAAAACCUUACGAUCUCAUCCUAAAUACGUUGUUCCGUUUCAUUACCAAGACACGAAAGACCGGCGCUAUCGAAUUGAGCGAGCUCGAGCGGUUCAACGACUCCGGAGUCGGGGGCCUGUCGAAAGUAAACACUACCGGCGGUGAGGAGAGGCUGCGUGUGCGUGGUAUAGAACGAUUUCGCCGGCAUUCGAAAAAUCUGCAGCCAAGAUGCCUUCGACACCGUUGUCCUGCAAAGAAUGCUGCAUGCAGUUCACCGGUCCCGUGCCUUACAUGGACCACAUGCAAAGCGCCAAGCACAAGAAGAAAAUGGCGGCCCUGAACCAGACCGACGCGCCAGCUGCGGCUACGAACACCAAAGCAGCGGGCGCCGUCAAGGGAACCUCCAUACUAAGACACCCGCUGCCGUUUGCUUGCAAGCUGUGCAACGUUUCGAUGAACUGCGAAGCGGCCCUGAUGGCACACAAUAAGGGAAAAAGGCACCAGCGGGCACUCAAGAGCCAAGGCACGAUUCAGGAAUCAACCGACGCGUCGUCGGCCACGCCGCUCGACACCUCCACUUCUUCGGUCACCGGUUCAACUCAGGCGCAGUCGUCGGGGAAAGACCUCUCGUGCGAGUACUGCGGCAUCGUGCUCUUCAAGAGCAUGGAGUACAAGGUCCUUCACCUGGAGACGGAGGCACAUCGGAAGAACAAGCAGUGGGCUGUCACACAAGAGGGAUAUAAAAGCGAACAACGCGACGAGCCAUUGCAGAAGAGGCUGAAAACAGAGCACCAGGAAGACGAGGUCACCGGAGGUCCCAACGGCGGUUACGACGAGUACGGAGGCUCGUACGACCAGUACAGCGAGUAUCCGGCCGGUGCCGGUCACUACGAUGGAUACGGCGGCCUGUGAAGGUUGCCGCAUGCACCGUAUCGAAGAUUGGUUUUACACGGGUGGUGGUUCGGGGCAUUGCUGCGGGCUGGACAGAUUGAUGACCCAAAUUGCCUCCUCGUAAGUGUGACGUGUUGGCACCCGAAAAUUCCAUAGAAAUCACUUGUCACCCCCCCCCCCUUCUUUUAACACAGUCGGUGCAUUUUCCCGGUCUAGCGUGCACUGCUUCGGCAUUUGUGAAGUGAUGCCUACAUUGUGUUUUCUGUGAAGCCUCGAGUGGCGAGCAUUACAAACGAAAUUUGUAAUGCUCACUUUAUAUGACGGGAUGACAACUAAGAGAAAUGUUGUCGUGACAACAUUGUCAUGACAGAAAAAAUCUCACAGCUUCUUUUUACUUUUUAAACAUUCUGACUCCCAUAUCUGUGUGUUUGUGUGUGUAAUCAUGGCCUUACUUGGUGUUGAAGUGAAAUACAUUUGAGCAGCUGAAAAGUC
Messenger RNA from Rhipicephalus sanguineus (brown dog tick), 1423 nucleotides. RefSeq names its product zinc finger protein 346. Gene Ontology annotation, molecular function: double-stranded RNA binding; single-stranded RNA binding; zinc ion binding. Gene Ontology annotation, cellular component: precatalytic spliceosome. Bases 269 to 952 code for a protein of 227 amino acids. The record is from RefSeq and is a predicted model, not a curated record. NCBI's taxonomy places the organism in Eukaryota, Metazoa, Arthropoda, Arachnida, Ixodida, Ixodidae. The transcript has 3 exons.